Drosophila novamexicana is the source of this 1722-nucleotide messenger RNA. Its product is annotated as fumarate hydratase, mitochondrial. The transcript is spliced from 5 exons. The coding region runs from base 94 to 1584 and encodes 496 amino acids. Gene Ontology annotation, cellular component: tricarboxylic acid cycle heteromeric enzyme complex; mitochondrion. NCBI's taxonomy places the organism in Eukaryota, Metazoa, Arthropoda, Insecta, Diptera, Drosophilidae. Gene Ontology annotation, molecular function: fumarate hydratase activity. The record is from RefSeq and is a predicted model, not a curated record. Gene Ontology annotation, biological process: malate metabolic process; fumarate metabolic process; tricarboxylic acid cycle.
AGCCUGGUCCCGCUAGUUGAGAGCGAGUGAAAUAUACGCGGCUUUAUUUCUGUUUGCAAUUGCUGUAUUUAACAUUUUCUAUAUAUUAAAAAGAUGGUGCUACCGCUUUUGCAGCGCUCCACGCUUCGUGGCGUUCAACAGCUGACCAAGCCAUGGGCGAGCGCAGCGUGCAGUUUUCGCAUGGCAUCGCAGGACUUUCGCGUGGAGAGCGACACAUUUGGCGAGCUGAAGGUGCCCGCCGACAAAUACUAUGGCGCCCAGACGAUGCGCUCCCAGAUUAACUUUCCCAUUGGCGGUGCCACCGAACGCAUGCCGAAACCGGUUGUCCAGGCCAUGGGCAUCCUGAAGAAGGCCGCCGCCGAGGUCAACAAGGAGUUUGGGCUCGACCAGAAGGUGAGCGAGGCCAUCUCGAAGGCCGCCGACGAUGUCAUCUCCGGCAAGCUGUACGACGACCAUUUCCCCCUAGUCAUCUGGCAGACUGGCUCCGGCACCCAGAGCAACAUGAAUGUGAACGAGGUCAUCAGCAAUCGUGCCAUUGAGCUGAUGGGCGGCAAGCUGGGCUCCAAGACGCCAGUGCAUCCCAACGAUCAUGUGAACAAGUCGCAGAGCUCCAACGAUACCUUCCCGACGGCCAUACACAUCUCGGUCGCACUGGAGCUGAACAACAAUCUGAAGCCGGCGAUCAAGACGCUGCACGAUGCGCUUGCCGCCAAAUCGAAUGAGUUCAAGGACAUCAUCAAAAUUGGCCGCACCCACACAAUGGACGCGGUGCCAUUGACACUCGGCCAGGAAUUCGGCGGCUAUGCCCAGCAGCUGGCCUACGCCCUGGAGCGCAUCGAUGCCUGCCUGCCACGCGUCUACGAGCUGGCCCUGGGCGGCACAGCUGUCGGCACCGGACUCAAUACGCGCAAGGGCUUCGCCGAGAAGUGCGCCGCCAAGAUAGCCCAGCUGACGGGACUGCCCUUCGUGACGGCGCCCAACAAAUUCGAAGCGCUGGCCGCACGCGACGCCAUGGUCGAGGUGCACGGCGUGCUGAACACCAUUGCCGUCAGCCUGAUGAAGAUUGCCAACGAUAUACGCUUUUUGGGCUCGGGACCGCGCUGCGGUCUCGGUGAGCUCUCACUGCCAGAGAACGAGCCGGGCAGCUCCAUAAUGCCCGGCAAGGUGAAUCCCACACAGUGCGAAUCCCUUACAAUGCUUUCCGCCCAGGUCAUGGGCAACCAGGUCGCUGUCACAAUCGGCGGCGCCAAUGGACACUUUGAACUGAACGUCUUCAAGCCAUUGAUUGUGUCCAAUGUGCUGCGCUCCAUACGCCUGCUCUCCGAUGGCAGCCGCACCUUUACGGCAAACUGUGUGAAUGGCAUUCAGGCCAAUAAGGAGCGCAUUGCCAAGAUCAUGAACGAGUCCCUGAUGUUGGUCACCGCACUGAAUCCGCACAUUGGCUACGACAAGGCGGCCAAGAUAGCCAAGACGGCGCACAAGAACGGCACCACGCUCAAGGAGGAGGCCAUCAAUCUGGGCUAUUUGACGGAGCAGCAGUUCAACGAUUGGGUGCGACCCGAACAGAUGCUGGGCCCCAAAUAGACGCGCACCAUCCGUUUGGCUAACAAGUCGGCCCUGCCAAAACCGUCUGGCUAUCCAGGCUAGCUGGCGACUAUGUAUCAAGUUUGUUGUUCAGUUGAAAAUAGCUGCCACAAUAAAAAGCAACUCUUUGGAAAUUAA